This is a messenger RNA of Beauveria bassiana ARSEF 2860, 969 nucleotides long. RefSeq names its product lactoylglutathione lyase. Lineage: Eukaryota; Fungi; Ascomycota; Sordariomycetes; Hypocreales; Cordycipitaceae. Gene Ontology annotation, molecular function: metal ion binding; lactoylglutathione lyase activity. The transcript has 5 exons. Bases 1 to 969 code for a protein of 322 amino acids. The record is from RefSeq and is a predicted model, not a curated record.
AUGGCGACCACUACCGACACCAGCAAAUACAAGUUCAACCACUCCAUGAUCCGGGUCAAGGACCCCAAGGAGUCGGUGAAAUUCUACGAGUUCCUUGGAAUGAGUGUCAUCAAAAAAAUCCAAGAACCCGCUGCCAAGUUUGACUUGUACUUUCUGGCGUACGACGGCGCCAAGGCCGCCUCUCAUGGCAACUCGUUUGUCGAUCGCGAGGGCAUCGUCGAGCUCACACACAACUAUGGCACCGAAAACGACCCCAACUACAAGGUCGCCAACGGCAACACAGAACCUCAUCGCGGCUUUGGUCACACCUGCAUCAGUGUCGAUAACCUGCAGGCCGCCUGCAAGCGCAUCGAGGACGCUGGGUACAAGUUUCAGAAGAAGCUGACCGAUGGCCGCAUGAAGCACAUUGCCUUUGUCCUGGAUCCUGACGGCUACUGGGUCGAGAUUAUCGGCCAGAAGCCCGUCGAGGAGACCGAGAAUGUCACCGAGACGGACCCCGGUACCUAUCGCAUGAACCACACAAUGCUUCGCGUCAAGGACAUUGAAAAGUCGCUCAAAUUUUACCAAGAGAUUCUAGGCAUGUCGCUGAUUCGCAAGCACGAGGCCGAAGCUGCUGGGUUCAACCUGUAUUUCCUCGCCUAUCCCGCCGACCAGGGUCUGCCGACCGACGACAAGACGAGCCAUCGUGAAGGCCUGCUCGAGCUCACCUGGAACUAUGGUACCGAAAAGGACGAGUCCUUCAAGUACCACAACGGCAACGACCAGCCCCAAGGUUUUGGCCACAUCUGCAUCACCGUCGACGACCUUGAUGCUGCUUGCCAGCGUUUCGAAGAAAAGGGUUGCAACUGGAAGAAGAGGCUGACGGAUGGCCGUAUGAAGAAUAUUGCCUUUCUUCUCGACCCUGAUGGCUACUGGGUCGAGGUGAUCCAGAACGACAAGUAUGGAUCCAAGCACGCGGUCCAAUCCUAA